Molecule: messenger RNA, 3839 nt
Organism: Ochotona curzoniae (black-lipped pika)
Lineage: Eukaryota; Metazoa; Chordata; Mammalia; Lagomorpha; Ochotonidae
Gene: EEF2K
Product: eukaryotic elongation factor 2 kinase
Exons: 18
Coding region: 369-2546 (725 amino acids)
Biological process (GO): protein phosphorylation
Molecular function (GO): ATP binding; elongation factor-2 kinase activity; calmodulin binding
Source: RefSeq, a predicted model, not a curated record
CGCGGCUCCGCUCCUCGCCGGACUCCACGCCCGCGCGUCCCGUGCCGCUCCAGCUUCUGCUCGCUGCCGCCGGCGCUCGCGGCCCCCUGCGCCCCCAGGAACGCCCCGUCCUCCCCGCGUGGAGCCCCCGCUGCCUCCUCGGGGCGCCAGCCCCGCGCCCCGCCGGUCCGCUCCCCGGAGCUCUCCCGGAGCCCGCGCGUCCUGCACCCUGGAGCGCCGGGCCGCGAGCCUCUGGCCACUCCUCUGGAUCCUCCCGUCGGUAGGGGCUGCCGCGCUCGUCUGCCCGGGCGAGGAUCCUCGCUGCUGCACCUGCCCCGGAACUCUGGCUGUGCCGCGCCCACCUUGGCUAACACAGACACCCCUGGAACAUGGCCGACGAGGACCUCAUCUUCCGCCUGGAAGGCCUUGGUAGCAACCAGUCCUCCCGGGCUGGCCACAGUGCUGAUUCCGAUUCAGACAGUGAUGAUGAGGAAGGCUACUUCAUCUGCCCCAUCACGGAUGACCCCAGGUCCAACCAGAAUGUCAAUUCCAAGGUCAAUAACUACUACAGCAACCUAACCAAGAGCGAACACUCUGGCUCCAUCGGGUCCCCAGCCAGCUCCUUUCACUUCAAGGAAGCCUGGAAGCAUGCGAUCGAGAAGGCCAAGCACAUGCCGGACCCCUGGGCCGAGUUCCACCUGGAAGACAUCGCCACCGAGCGUGCCACUCGCCACAGGUACAACGCUGUCACUGGGGAGUGGCUCCAAGAUGAAGUUUUCAUCAAGAUGGCGUGUCAGCCCUUCGGCCGUGGAGCGAUGAGGGAGUGCUUCAGGACGAAGAAGCUCUCCAACUUCCUGCACACCCAGCAGUGGAAGGGGGCUUCCAACUACGUGGCCAAACGCUACAUCGAGCCUGUGGACAGGGACGUGUACUUUGAAGAUGUGCGUCUGCAGAUGGAGGCCAAGCUGUGGGGGGAGGAAUAUAACCGGCACAAGCCCCCCAAGCAGGUGGACAUCAUGCAGAUGUGCAUCAUUGAGUUGAAGGAGCGGCCAGGCCAGCCCCUCUUCCACCUGGAGCACUACAUCGAGGGGAAGUACAUCAAGUACAACUCCAACUCUGGCUUCGUCCGCGAUGACAACAUCCGCCUGACCCCGCAGGCCUUCAGCCACUUCACGUUCGAGCGCUCCGGCCAUCAGCUGAUUGUAGUGGACAUCCAGGGUGUUGGCGACCUCUACACUGACCCACAGAUCCACACGGAAACGGGCACUGACUUUGGAGAUGGCAACCUAGGUGUGCGGGGCAUGGCCCUCUUCUUCCACUCUCACGCCUGCAACCGGAUUUGUAAGAGCAUGGGCCUCGCGCCCUUUGACCUCUCGCCACGGGAGCAGGAUGCGGUGAACCAGAACACCAAGCUGCUGCAAUCAGCCAAGACCAUCUUAAGGGGCACAGAGGAAAAGUGUGGGAGCCCCCGGGUCAGGACCCUGUCUGGGAGCCGGCCUCCUCUGCUCCUUCGCCUCUCCGAGAACUCUGGGGAUGAGAACAUGAGUGAUGUGACCUCCGACUCGCUCCCUUCCUCCCCGUCCUCCGCCACGCCGCACAGCCAGAAGCUGGAGCACCUCCAUUGGCCGGUGUUCGGUGACCUAGAUAACAUGGCACCCAGAGACCAGGACCAUCUGGACAACCACCGGGACUCAGAGAACAGUGGCGACAGUGGCUACCCCAGUGAGAAGCGGAGCGAACUGGACGACCCUGAGCCCCGAGACCACGGCCACUCCAACGGGAACCGGAGGUAUGAGUCUGAUGAAGACAGCCUGGGCAGCACCGGACGGGUCUGCGUGGAGAAGUGGAAUCUACUCAACCCUUCCCGCCUCCACUUGCCGAGGCCUUCAGCCGUGGCCCUGGAAGUGCAAAGGCUCAACGCCCUGGACCUGGAGAAGAAGAUUGGGAAGUCUGUUCUGGGAAAGGUCCAUCUAGCCAUGGUGCGCUACCACGAAGGUGGGCGAUUCUGCGACAGGGACGAGGAGUGGGACCGUGAGUCAGCUGUUUUCCAUCUGGAGCACGCAGCCGACCUGGGCGAACUGGAGGCCAUUGUGGGCCUGGGCCUCAUGUACUCGCAGCUGCCCCACCACAUUCUGGCCGAGGUGUCCCUGGAGGAGACGGAAGAGAAUAAAACAAAAGGCUUUGACUACUUACUGAAGGCUGCAGAAGCUGGCGACAGACAGUCCAUGAUCCUGGUGGCUCGGGCUUUUGACACUGGCCAGAACCUCAGCCCAGAAAGGUGCCGAGACUGGCAGGAGGCCCUGCACUGGUACAACUCCGCGCUGGAGAUGACAGACUGCGACGAAGGCGGGGAGUAUGAUGGCGUGCAGGAUGAGCCCCGCCAUGCGCUGCUGGCCAGGGAGGCUGAGAUGCUGUUUGCCGGAGGCUGCGGCCUGGCCAAGGACCCUCAGAAAUCAGGGGACCUGUACACCCAGGCCGCCGAAGCAGCGAUGGAAGCCAUGAAGGGCCGCCUAGCCAACCAGUACUACCAGAAGGCGGAGGAGGCCUGGGCGCAGAUGGAGGAAUGACUCGCACCGUGUCCCUGAGCAGGAGGCCCAGGAGGGAAAACAAAAGGCUUACUGCAGGAAGGGUGGUUCUUUUACCAUGCGGUCAAUCAGCUUUUAUAUUUCAGUGUUGUUUUGUUUCCUUUUAAAAUUGUCUUUGCUUCUGGCAGAGACACCGCAGCUGUCCCCUAGGCAGUGUUUUGGGGAAGUGGGCUUUGAAAGGGCAACCUAAUGAACUUACCUGUUGUUUUUGAGAUUCUGUGGUUUUUAUUUCCUUUUUCUUUUUUUUUUUUUUAAGUAUUUUUCCUCCCUUGGAUAGACAAUAUGAGGGCUUUGCUCCCCAGCCAUUUCAGGCUGGAUUAAAAUCUCCAGGCCCCUCCACCCCCCUCCAGUAAAGCCUUCUUUCUCAAAGCAUUUGGGGGCAUGCCUGGCGUUUUUGAGUGAAGUUUUGUUUGUCUUUUAAUACCCAGGCUUCCUUUGAGAGCCUUCUGACCUUUUAAGUUCCUCCCGUUGACACAUCUGCUUUUCAGACACCAUGGACUGUUUCUAAGCCUGCUUUGUCCUUUGGGCUUCACAAAACACACGUGCUGUUUGUAGGCACACAAUGACUACCUCUGACUCCCACAGCAGCUGGCAUGGCUCCACAUUUUUUGCCAUGCAAGAACAGGGGGUUUGCAACAUGGACGCCUUGACGCCACGUGGACCUGUGUGGUGCAUCUUGGCGGCAGAUGUGCAGUGUCACUCAGGUGCCAUGCCACUCACAGUUCGGCCAGGCAUCCCUCGGAGCUCUCGUAGCAGCCUGGGUUUUGCAUGGACCCUGCUCCCCAACUCCUGUCUUCUGAUUUUCUGCUUGAGGCCCUGUUGAUUUUUCUUGUAAUUUGCAGCUGGACGCUUUCAGCAACAGCCCCCUGAGGUUUCACGGAGAUGUUUGAGAGUGAAAGGGCAAGAACUAUAAACACUCAUUAAUUCCAGUCCAUUUCCCCAGGGUGCAGGCUACAGUUGUCUUCAUUGAAUGUGCUUUCCCCGUUCAAAGGGAGUUCAGACGGAAUGUCGGUACUACUUGGGUUUCAACGAACAAAACAGACGGCUUUAAUCAAGCCCCAAAGCUAGAGCAGCCUCUUUCUUUUGUUUGAAUUCAACACCCCAAAAAAGCAGAGUAUAACACACAAAGCCGUUCUUACCUGUUCAUUGAAAGAGGUCUUUCAGCACUUCUGUUUUGAGUGCUAUGGUGUCAUGAACUUGUGCAAGCAUUGGGUUCCAAAGUCUGCAGUGGACCGUAAAGAGAGAAAAAAAAAAAGAGAGAGAGAGAGAGAAAAG